Styela clava is the source of this 387-nucleotide messenger RNA. Its product is annotated as succinate dehydrogenase assembly factor 3, mitochondrial-like. Gene Ontology annotation, biological process: mitochondrial respiratory chain complex II assembly; succinate metabolic process. Gene Ontology annotation, cellular component: mitochondrial intermembrane space; mitochondrion. NCBI's taxonomy places the organism in Eukaryota, Metazoa, Chordata, Ascidiacea, Stolidobranchia, Styelidae. The record is from RefSeq and is a predicted model, not a curated record.
AUGUCUCAUGUAAGAACAGUGAGAUCUCUCUACAAGCGUAUUUUGAAACUGCAUCAACUGUUGCCGCCUGAUUUGAAGGCUGUUGGUGAUCAAUAUUGCAAACAGGAAUUUAAACAACACAAGACGGCCAAACCAGAAUUUGUGUUGCCUUUUUUGGAACAGUGGAGAGAAUACGCAAACACACUUGAGUUACAACUUAGUCAAAAUCUGUCACAAGGAAAAGAGCUUAAUCCAAAUAUAGGGGAAAAUAUAUCAGAAAACGUGUUGGAAUCGGAUUUCAAUAGUGGACAUAUUGUACAGUUGCACGAAUUGAUGAAAGAAACUUCGAAGCCAAGUACACAGUUUAGGAUUGAAGAAGAGAAGUGGCACGAUACUGAUAAAUCAUGA